AUGUCCCUCUCCCCUCCAAUGCCGCCCUUCAACUCCUCCGACCCAAGCGCCUCCUUCCUCUCCACCUCCGCCCUCGACUUCCUCCUCAUUGAGCUCGUCCCGCUCGCCCACCGCGUCACAUCCCAGCGCGACUUUUCCUCUCCCAUCUCUUCUUCUCUCUCCCCUUCAACCGCCGCCGCCGCCGCUUCUCAGCUAUCCCCCCAAGCGAACCAGCAACAUCCCGACAGCAACAACAACAACGACAGCAGCGCCACGCACCCGCAGGCGCAAAACUCCUCUACCGCCUCCGCCUCCGCCGACCAUGCCUCAAAGAGGAUAGACGACGACGAGCACCUCGAUGCAGUGCACUACCGGCUCGAGGCGCAAGGAUACCGCGUCGGACAGGGCCUCGUGGAAAGAUUCUCCCGCGACCGCCCGCGCUUCAACGACACCCUCGACGUCAUAAAGUUCCUCUGCAAAGACCUCUGGUCCCUCGUCUUUGGCAAGAACAUUGACAACUUGAAGACGAACCACCGCCCUCAUACAAACAUCAUUUCCGCUAACAACAGCCUCCAGGGAGUCUAUGUUCUGACCGACAAUGCCUUCCGCCCUUUUUCUCGCAUGAGCACCGAAACCGGCAGCCAGGCCGUCGUUCGCGCACAGCCUUUCCUCUGGUUUCCCUGCGGCAUCAUCCGCGGCGCUCUGGCUGCCCUGGGUAUCAGCGCCACCGUCCAAGCCGAGGUCAACGAGCUACCGGCGGCUAUUUUCCAGAUCAAGACCGUCGUCGCCAAGCCACAGUGA
Trichoderma reesei QM6a is the source of this 780-nucleotide messenger RNA. RefSeq names its product cis-Golgi transport protein particle complex subunit. Lineage: Eukaryota; Fungi; Ascomycota; Sordariomycetes; Hypocreales; Hypocreaceae. Bases 1 to 780 code for a protein of 259 amino acids. Gene Ontology annotation, cellular component: cis-Golgi network; trans-Golgi network; TRAPP complex. The transcript has 4 exons. The record is from RefSeq and is a predicted model, not a curated record. Gene Ontology annotation, biological process: regulation of GTPase activity; endoplasmic reticulum to Golgi vesicle-mediated transport.